Molecule: messenger RNA, 1705 nt
Organism: Lycium barbarum (goji berry)
Lineage: Eukaryota; Viridiplantae; Streptophyta; Magnoliopsida; Solanales; Solanaceae
Product: WAT1-related protein At2g39510-like
Exons: 7
Coding region: 48-1175 (375 amino acids)
Cellular component (GO): plasma membrane
Molecular function (GO): transmembrane transporter activity
Source: RefSeq, a predicted model, not a curated record
AACAACAUUAUAAGCAUUUGUUCAUCAAUUUUAGUUUUAUUGUAAGCAUGUCAACUAAUACAAAGGAAUGUUUAUUGAAGUGUGUGAAGAAAGCUAAGCCAUAUUUGGCUGUAAUUCUCUUGCAAUUUGGAUAUGCAGGCGCAGCAAUUAUAGCAAAAAAUGCUUUGAAUGAUGGAUUUAGCCAUUACACUUUUGCUGUUUACAGAAAUGUCUUUGCUGUUGUUGUAUUUGCUCCUUUUGCUGCUCUCCUAGAAAGGAAAAUAAGGCCAAAAAUGACUCUAUCCAUUUUCUGGAAGAUUAUGUUGCUGGGCUUGUUGGAGCCUGUCAUCGACCAGAAUUUAUAUUACGCAGGCAUGAAAUAUACCACUGCUACUUUUACAACAGCAAUGUGCAAUGUUCUUCCAGCCAUCACUUUUUUGUUAGCCUGGAUAUUAAGGCUUGAGAAUGUGAAUAUAUGGAAACUACCUAGCCAAGCAAAAAUAGUGGGGACAAUAGUAACACUUGGAGGUGCAACUAUAAUGAGCCUUGUUGGAGGACCAACAAUUGGAUUGCCACGGACCAAACAUCAUGUUCCAAGUAUUGUCACUCAUGUUGCUUCUCCAACUGAGCUCAAUCGUGUUAAAGGUGCUCUCUUCAUUGGUGUUGGUUGUUUCUGUUGGGCCUGCUUUUAUAACCUUCAGGCAAUCACGUUGAAGACAUAUCCAGCAGGAUUGUCCUUGACAUGUUUAAUAUGCAUGGCUGGGGCUCUACAAGGUACUGCACUUACACUUGUGGUCCAAAGAGGCAAUUCUGCAGUUUGGUCCCUUCACUGGGGCACUAGCAAAUUCUUUGCAUCUGUUUACUGUGGAGUUGUUAAUUCUGGGAUUGGCUAUUAUAUUUCUGGAUUAAUAAUGGAGGCCAAAGGACCAGUUUUUGUCACUGCUUUUAAUCCUCUCAACAUGGUUAUUGUUGCCACUUUGGGGUCAUUUAUUUUAUCUGAACAGCUCAACUUGGGAAGGGUGUUGGGAGCUGCUAUCAUUGUUAUUGGAUUAUACCUAGUAAUAUGGGGUACAAGCAAGGAUGACAGAAAAUCCUCAAAAAUAUUGAGCACAACUGAAGAUGUUGAAUCAGUUGAUAAAGAAUUAGCUGAGAUAAAAUCUUCAAAUCAUGCCGUAAUUAGAGAGGAGUCUGCUUAAGAAAACUAAUUAAGACUUAAUUAUAAUUUAGUGAUAUCGACCAACGAUAUCUGAUGUAUGAGUUUAAUUUUUAUUAUCUUUAUUAUUUCCUUUUUUUUUUCUAAUCUCAUAAUGUGUUUUUUUUUUUUUUGGAAAAUAAGUCUAGCACUACUGGAGGCUGGAUUUUGGUUAAUAUUUGAUUAAGUAAUUUUCUCAACAGAGAAUGCCUUUUUUUUUUUUUUUUUGGUUCUUCUUUUUUUCGCCUUUCUUUAGUUAGGUUCACCAAUUGCAUGUUGUAUCAAUUUAUGCAAAUAGCGCGCAUAAUUAUAAAGUAACUUGGAAUGACAAAGAAGAAACAAGUUAUCCAUGAAUUUGGGAUAGUAGGAGCUAUUUCGAUCACAUGAAUAAAAAUGUUUCUCUAUCUCAAUUUAUGUGACACGAUUAAAUUGUGCACUUAAAAAGAACGUUUUUUUUAAUUUUAUUUAUAACAUCAACAGUGUUAUUUUGGGGAUGGACUCAAUGAAAAUAGUGGACAUGAUCAAAGGAACGUC